Limanda limanda (common dab) is the source of this 1737-nucleotide messenger RNA. RefSeq names its product DEP domain containing 1B (gene depdc1b). Lineage: Eukaryota; Metazoa; Chordata; Actinopteri; Pleuronectiformes; Pleuronectidae. Gene Ontology annotation, biological process: intracellular signal transduction. The coding region runs from base 1 to 1593 and encodes 530 amino acids. The transcript is spliced from 11 exons. The record is from RefSeq and is a predicted model, not a curated record.
AUGGAGGGCAACGUCAUUGGACCGGGUCCGUACCGGGCCACGAAGCUGUGGAAUGAAACCAUUAAGCUCUUCCGUGGGGGCAUGCCGCUGAGAAGGCACUGGGCGAACUUCCGCUACUAUGACUGCAGUUUCACGGGAUCCGAGGCUGUUGAUUACUUACACGAGUUACUGAGGUGCAACUACAACUUUGGGCCUGAGGUGACUCGCUACCAGACACUGCAGCUGCUCAGGAAGUUCUUCAAGGCCCAUGUCAUUGAAGAUAUCAAAGGACGUCACGGGACAGAGGACUUUGAGGACAACGGUCAUCUGUACAGGUUCCCCACACUGUCUCCUCUGAAAUCUUUUCCAGCAAGGCCUCUGUUGAGAGACAGCUGUGACCUGCCCAGACUUAUCCGCUGGGAUGACUAUGAAGAAUUGCCUCAACAGGAAAAUGUUGCACCCCUGAAGUCUGCUGUCAUGACUUCAGAUUUGUGGAAUAAAAGACACAGUGUAGCGAUUGGAGACGUUCACGAAUGCAAGCUCAUACGGAGGAAGGAGAUUACUUCAAAACAAGUGGACCACAUUUGGAAAUCAAUGACAGUUGCACAUUUACAGAGAGUGCUGGGCCUGCAGUCAUUGGAUGGAGUGUUAAACCUCACGCAUGUGAACAGCAAACACAUUUUUCACAAUGUGUUCAGUGUUAAUAAGACUGGUAUAGUCAUUCUGGAUAACAAAGCUGAGGACAUGCCCUAUUGGGUGGUAUCCGCAAUGAAAUGCCUUGCCAACUGGCCUAAUGGCAACGAAACCAAACAGCCCGUGUACCCAGGAUUCGAGAGAGAUGUUCUGAGAACAGUAGCAGAUUACUUUCAGAGACUCAAAGAACCCCUGCUGACUUUCCAUCUAUAUGAAGUCUUUGUCAACAUUCUUAGUCUGCUGCAGGGGGAGGAGGUAGCCAUUGAGGCGCUUCAAGUCAGCGGUCUCUUACUGCCGCCGCCCAACCGAAGACGCCUCCAGCUGUUACUGCGUCUCAUGGCGCGGGUCUGCCAGAAUCCCCACCUGCCUCCACUCAAUGACACUAUUACCACCCGCACACUGAUGCUGCAGAUGUUCUCUCACUGCGUUCUGGGCUCAGUAGAUGAGAUGGACUUGGACGAGCUGCUGGCCACUAAACUGGUAACCUUCAUGAUGGAGCACCACAACACCAUCUUCCAAGUGCCCUCCAAGCUGCGUGGCCAGGUUGAGGAGCAUAUGUCCCAUCUCAAAAGAGUUCAGAUCAAAUAUGCAGGUUCAGAUACAGACUUUAGUCUAUCUCCAGCCUUUUGUAAACAGAUCCGCAGGAUGGAGUCUGAGGAGCAGAAGGUGAUCGGUACCCAGACCCCCCUGCAGCAGCUUCUGGAGGGUCUGAUAGCAGACAAAGAACUCCCGGCCAAGGACAAAAGAAAAAGGCUGAAACAGUUCCAGAGGUCAUACCCGGAAGUCUACCAAAAUCGAUUUCCCACAGAGGAAAGCAAAGCUGCUGUCAUACCGGCGAAAACCCCUCGACUCAAACCUCAUCUCAUGUUCCUCAAGAAACCUUUCCAGCCUUUUCAGAGGAGCUGGAGUUUCAGAGCAUGAUUUUCCACCACUGACAUAUCUACACUUCUGGCUGUUUAUACAUCUCAACCUCAGUGUCCUGAGACCAAGAGUGUGGCUGACAUGGCGCUCUGGCCACAGGUUUGGUACUUCUGAUUUACCACUACGGUUUGUAUUCAAAAUAAU